CACAAACCAAGCACAAGUAUAUUCUGUCCAUCACAAAGGCCUUUUCACGCAAUACAUACCCCCUAGACGAAAUGCCUAAGAUUACGAUUCUUGGAGCCGGUAUUACCGGCUUGACCAUCGCCAGCCAACUCCCGAGGGACUAUGAUAUUACCGUUGUUGGGAAGCAUCUUCCAGGAGACGACAUGGACCCCGCGUAUGUCAGCCAAUGGGCUGGAGCUAUCUGGCUACCCACGCACGACGCUAGUCCUCGAGAGCAGCAAAUGCAAAAAAGCAGUUUUGCGGACCUAUGGAGAAUUGCUUUGAGCAAUCCAGAAUCUAGUGUGCGUCAUGUUGAAAUGACGGAAAUCUGCGAUUACGGCUCGGUAGACGCGAUUUGGUACAAAAGCAUAGUACCUGAAUUCCGACUGAUCCCAGACAAAAACCUUCAAAAGGGGGCCAAGUUCGGAAUGAAGUACAAGACAGUGGUUAUUACGCCCAUGGUCUUCUUGCCGUGGCUUCGGGAUAGGCUUGAAAAGCGAGGUGUGGUUUUCAAGCGGCUUCAUGUGAACUCACUUGCUGAUUUGAAGGGCAUGGGCCACGACGUUCUUGUGAACGCAAGCGGCUUUGGUGCUACCAAGUUGACCGACGUCCUUGAAGACCGCCUGGAACCUGUACGUCAGCAGAAUCUUAGAAUCAGGAAGGAUGGAUACAAUGAGUUGUACAUUCGCCGUGGAACAAACGGUUAUUACUCCACUGCGUUUGCUCGAGGAGAUGGCACAAUUUACAUUGGUGGCAUCAAGACCCCAGGAGUCGUCGAUUUCACUGCCGACGAGGAUCAGCGCAGGACUAUCAUGCGUCGACAACACGAGAAUCAGCCAAACAUUUUUACUUCACCUCAUCCCGAAGAUUACGACUUCAUCUGCGAUCAUGUCGGAGUGUUCCCGAUCAUCACACAGAAGAAGGGCGGAGUACGUGUUGAAAAGAAGGACGUUGGUACUCAAAGGGUUGUUCACGCAUAUGGACAAGAAGCUGGCGGACCACCUCUCCUUGAAGACAGUGAUCAGACGUUGAGUGCUAAAAUGCCUGGCUUGACGAACAACCCAUCAUAA
This is a messenger RNA of Boeremia exigua, 1088 nucleotides long. RefSeq lists its product as uncharacterized. Gene Ontology annotation, molecular function: D-amino-acid oxidase activity; FAD binding. Lineage: Eukaryota; Fungi; Ascomycota; Dothideomycetes; Pleosporales; Didymellaceae. The transcript has 4 exons. The record is from RefSeq and is a predicted model, not a curated record. Bases 72 to 1088 code for a protein of 338 amino acids.